GCCAUGGUCUCUAGUCCUCAGACCCGUCAGACAUUCAUUAAGUCAGUUAUCAGAUUCCUCCGUCAAUAUAAGUUUGAUGGCCUCAACCUGGACUGGCAGUACCCUGGGUCUCGAGGAAGCCCUCCUAAGGACAAACACCUCUUCAGUGUUCUGGUACAGGAAAUGCGUAAAGCUUUUGAGGAAGAAUCCGUGGAGAAAGACAUUCCAAGGCUGCUACUCACUUCCACAGGAGCAGGAAUCAUAGACGUAAUCCAGUCUGGUUACAAAAUCCCUGAACUGUCUCAGUCUCUUGACUAUAUUCAGGUCAUGACAUAUGAUCUCCAUGAUUCCAAGGAUGGCUACACUGGGGAAAAUAGUCCCCUCUAUAAAUCUCCAUAUGACAUUGGAAAGAGUGCUGAUCUCAAUGUGGAUUCAAUUAUAACCUACUGGAAGGACCAUGGAGCAGCUUCUGAGAAACUCAUUAUGGGAUUUCCAGCAUAUGGGCAUACCUUUACCCUGAGUGACCCUUCUAAGAAUGGAAUAGGUGCCCCUACUGUUAGUGCUGGACCACCAGGAAAGUACACAAAUGAACAAGGACUCCUGGCUUACUUUGAGAUUUGUACAUUUCUGAAUGAAGGAGCCACUGAGAUCUUUGAUGGCACCCAGGAAGUACCCUAUGCCUAUCUGGGUAAUGAGUGGGUUGGUUAUGACAAUGUGAGGAGCUUCAAGUUGAAGGCUCAGUGGCUCAAGGACAACAAUUUAGGAGGUGCUGUGGUCUGGCCCCUGGACAUGGAUGACUUCAGUGGUUCUUUCUGUCACCAGGGACGUUUCCCUCUGACAUCUACUUUAAAGAGAGAUCUCUAUAUACACAGUGCAAGUUGCAAGGCCCCUUAUCGAGGGGAGCUUUAGACAAUGAUUUCUACUUGAAACUCUCAGAAUAAGAGCAAGUUCAACGGUUUUUCCACAAUGGAUUCUGCAUCAUGCUUCCAUGGAGAAUAAUAGAACUAACUCACGAUCUUUCCUGAAUUGAAUCCCAAAGUAGAACUAAGAUAUAUGUCUUGUCUGCUAUACCAGCAGGGAAGAAACAAAAAAAAUUAUCUUCAUCAGUCAGCUUUGGCUAAGCUCUGAACAUUUUUGCUUCCUGUAAAACCACCUUCCUUGUUUCU
This is a messenger RNA of Mus caroli (Ryukyu mouse), 1145 nucleotides long. The record is from RefSeq and is a predicted model, not a curated record. NCBI's taxonomy places the organism in Eukaryota, Metazoa, Chordata, Mammalia, Rodentia, Muridae.